UCAUGAUUCCGUCCGGUCUUUACCUCUUCAAUAAUAGCAGUAAAUUUAAAUCAGACGACAACUCAAACAUCCAAUUCAAUCAUAUGGGAGUUCCCAUAUCGGGAAUUCCCGGUCAAUUUCCCGGCGCAUAUCCGGGAGGUUAUCAAAAUGGGGUGCCGGGAGGUUAUGGUGGAGGCUAUCCGGGACAGGGAUUCCCCGGACGGGACGGUAGACCUAACUUUCACGACAGAUCGCGAGGACAUUACGAUCCGGGAGAUGCCAUUCGAGAGCAUAUCGAGCGAUUGAAUAAUAGGCAUCGCGAGCCCCCACACAGACGGCGAAGACAUGCGAAUCCAUUUGAGGAUAGAGCUGAAGAGAUGAAUCCCGAACACAAUCCGGACUACAAUCCCGAACACAUGAAUCCGCAUCACAACGAAGACAUUGAAAGGCAAUUCAUGAAUCAAAUGCCAGAAACAGAGCGUAAAGAAGAGCCUAAACAAGAACCCAAAGAAGAGCCAAUUGAAAAGAAAGAUGACUUUUCUAAGAAUAGCGCAGAAACUAAUCAAAACUUAAAUGAAAAGCCAAUUGAAAUGAACCAAAAUGAAGCCAAAGCGCCGGAACCACAGGUAAAUAGUGGGACAAUUGACCCCAUUAUGCAAACAAGAAAUUCUGGAGAAAUGACAAACGGAAAAGAGUUUAAGACAAUUCUGUUGUGGACACCGAUUGAUGAAUCAGUAAAAGAAGGCAAUCAGGCAUUCAUUGACGGAAAAUGUGUGACUAAUAAAUGUGUGUUUGUGACAAAUAAGUCAUUAUUGGAUAAAAGCGAUGCCAUUGUGUUCAGUGCUCGACAUUUGCCGACACAUAAACCGCCAGCCGUUAGACCCAGACAUCAGAAAUGGAUAUUCUUUAGCGACGAUUCGCCACAGUUUAGCGCUCAGGAAGAUCUCAAUUCACUGUCACUG
Molecule: messenger RNA, 941 nt
Organism: Medioppia subpectinata
Lineage: Eukaryota; Metazoa; Arthropoda; Arachnida; Sarcoptiformes; Oppiidae
Source: the annotation of a GenBank genome assembly